Menidia menidia (Atlantic silverside) is the source of this 963-nucleotide messenger RNA. NCBI's taxonomy places the organism in Eukaryota, Metazoa, Chordata, Actinopteri, Atheriniformes, Atherinopsidae. The record is from the annotation of a GenBank genome assembly.
AUGCCCCGUCCAGGAAAAAACUCUUACAGCGACCAGAAGCCUCCUUACUCCUACAUCUCUCUCACGGCGAUGGCCAUUCAAAACUCAGCCGAGAAGAUGCUGCCUUUGAGUGACAUCUACAAGUUCAUCAUGGAUCGCUUUCCAUACUAUCGAGAGAACACUCAGAGGUGGCAGAACUCUCUGCGGCACAAUCUGUCGUUUAACGACUGCUUCAUAAAGAUCCCUCGCCGGCCUGACCAGCCGGGCAAAGGCAGCUUCUGGGCGCUGCACCCGGACUGCGGGGACAUGUUCGAGAACGGCAGCUUCCUGAGGAGACGGAAACGCUUCAAGGUGCUGCGCCCCGAGCACAUGACCUGCAAGAGCUCCCCGAUGAUGCACUACUUCCACCACCACCACCACCACCACUCAGGCAGCAAACUGGCCACGGCGUCCGGUCACCACGACCCUUCGGCCGCCCCGGCCGGCGUGGGCCGGCUCCCUCCCUUCCAGGGUUACGGGGGCGUCACCUGCGCGCAGCCCAGUGGCUUCAAGCACCCGUUCGCCAUCGAGAAUAUCAUAGGACGGGACUAUAAGGGCGUAGUGGCCAGUGGCUUGCCCCUCACCUCUGUCAUGCACCACCUGGGCUACCCGGUGCCUCCUCAGCUCAGCAGCGUGGUCAAUUCUAUGUGGCCGCACGUCGGGGUGUUGUCAGAGUCCAUGAGUGGCGUGCCGGUACCGGCCGCAGCCUCAGAUUACGCACCCUUCGGCAUGUCAGCCAAGGGCCUCUACCACAACGCCAACGGGCAGACUCUGCCCGCCGUCCCGGUGCCAAUAAAACCCACCCCGUCCCUGGGUCCAGUGCCAGGUCUAACGGGGCUCCAGUCCGGUCCGGCCCAGCUCUGCGCGCCCGCUUCUGUGAUGGAGAAAAGCGACCUGCUGGAGGGGAAAGCGAACCCUCUCCACCCGGCUCUCCUGCUCUCAUAA